AAAGGGGACGGCGGCGGCCGUGGCGCCGGCCCCGCGGGGUCACAAGUCGGCAUGCUGAGAACAGCGUGGAGGGCGCUGAGGUCGAUUCCGACCCAGGCAGUGGCCCAGGCUCCAGUCCGCGGGCUGCCGGGCGGAGCGUGCGCCAGGCCUCCCUUCCACCAGUGGGGCCUUCCCUCCCCUCCUGGAGGUGUUAUCCUUCCAGCCGUUCGCGGAUAUGCCAUCCAGAAACCUGUCCAGCGCAGCCAAGAAGAUGACCCGCCCCCUUCCACGCUGCUCAAAGACUACCAGAACAUUCCCGGAAUUGAGAAGUUUGACGAUGUUGUAAGAAGACUCUUGUCUUUGGAAAUGGCCAGCCAGAAGGAGAAGCUAAAAGUCAAGCAAGAGCAGUUGAUGAAGAAGAUUGUGGCAAACCCUGAGGACACCAGCUCCCUGGAGGCUCGAAUUGUUGCUUUGACCGUCAAGAUUCGCAAUUACGAAGAACACAGGCAGAAACACCGAAAGGACAAAACCCAUAAGUGCUAUCUGCUGAUGAGCAUCGACCAGAGGAACAAGAUGCUCAAAAACCUCCGUAAGACCAACUAUAGUGUCUUUGAGAAGAUCUGCAAGGAGCUGGGGAUUGAGUACACCUUCCCUCCUGCAUACCACCGGAAAGCCCACCACCGCUGGGCGACCAAGAAGGCGCUGUGCAUUCGGGUUUUCCAGGAGGUACAUAUCUGUAAAGGAAAGGCCAUUUCCAGACAUAUUCAACCCUCGGGACACAUUCCACAUGGAGAAACAAAGCAUAACUCAGAGAAGACAAGGAAGGGCUGUUUGUUGGUAGGGGGGAAAAAAACAGUAACAGUGCCAGAAUUUGAGGAUCCUCAGGCCACAGGAAUGGAGAAAAUGUUUGUCUCAAGAAAUAAAGGGGAAAUUGCCAGCAAAGAGCAUAGCCCUCAGAUAGCCAAUGAACCUAAGUGA
Molecule: messenger RNA, 957 nt
Organism: Neofelis nebulosa (Clouded leopard)
Lineage: Eukaryota; Metazoa; Chordata; Mammalia; Carnivora; Felidae
Product: small ribosomal subunit protein uS15m-like
Exons: 2
Coding region: 52-957 (301 amino acids)
Biological process (GO): translation
Cellular component (GO): ribosome
Molecular function (GO): structural constituent of ribosome
Source: RefSeq, a predicted model, not a curated record